AGUGGUGAGAUAACAAAGUAGAAAGUAAUCGAAAAGAAAAUGGAAAUGGGUCGUCGAGAUUUGAUGAGACGUGGAUCAACCAAUCGAUUUUCCAAUAAACAACAAUCUGGAUCUGGGUUUUCUACAAAAUCUAAGAAAGGAAUGUUGAAGAAACUGCGUUUAGCUGAUGAUAAACUGAAACAAGAAAUGAGCUACGACGAGACUCUUCUUCCUUGUCCAGAUUUAGAAAACGAGGUUUCUAAGAAGAAAUCUAAACUUCCAAAAAAGAAUUUGAAAGACACUAAUGGUGUGGAUCAUCAUGCCUCUGUACCACGGAAGCUUCGUUCAGCCAUGAAGAAGCGGAAUCUUGAAUCUCUUUCUAAGCUAUCCUCUGUUUCAAAGAGACUUCACCGGUCGAAAACCGGGAUUGAAUCUUUUAGGAAGGAGAAUCAAGAAAUGGAAGCAAAAGCUAUUGUUCCUGAGUCGAUGAUAAUUUCGAAAGAUGAGAAAGAAGUUGCAGAGACUUUAUACGGUUUAGCUGGAAUGUUUACUGAUAAGAAGACUUGUAAUGAGAAAGAAACCACCAAAGUUGACUCGAUUUUGGUUGUGGAAGAUGACUAUACAAAAGCCGAAUCACAUAUACCGGUUGUGUCACUUCUCUCUUCAGCCAAAACUAAGCAGAUUGAUGUAAUGCCAUUAGAGCAAACUGAUAAACAGUUCAGCACAACAGGUAUGGUUGAUUUCAUUGAUAGAUUGAAGCAAAGCAGCUCAGUGAAUGUGAAUGAUGCAUCUGCAAAAGUCAGUGAAACAAAGGUUGCAACAAGUGACAAGGACUAUAAGAGCAAUGGUCUUGCGCUGUGGCCUGGUCUAUCUUCAACAACUGUUCAUUCAGGAGCUCAAGUUCUUUCAAAGUCAUCUUCAACAAAGCUUCCUCCUUGGAUGGGUCAAGCUGUUUCUCCUUCCAAUAGUGCUUCAUUCUUGAGUGAACCAUUAAGAGCCCAGCCGAGAAAGUUGAAGAGAUGUGCCUCUCACAUUUACAUUUCCCGUCUCAUUAAAGUAUUACAGACCAAUAAGAGUAGUCCCACGACACUUAACCAAAACGAGCAAAGAUCUUCCGAAAUGUCAGAACGCAGAAUCCCUGAUACAGUGAUAACCAUUAAUGACUUUAAAACAAUGGUUUCUCCAGCUAAGAGGUAUCAAAACCCGCAUCUACUCGAUAUACACAGGACGCAUAACCCAAAACCCGUGCAAGAAGACAUGACUAAGCUAGCUCUCGAGCUCUAUGGUCCGCACACUUCACAGAAACCGAGCUUCGAUUUCCUAAGUCUCUCAUCUGCUGGAGCAGCACAAUCUCAUUUCCCACUUCCAAACUCAUUUCCACAGUAUCAGAUCUCUGCAGCUUACAAUAGCCAGCUCUCACCUGCAACUUCUAGCCAUCAGGUGCAGCAGCUUUCUCCUUACCUAGCCAGUCGAUUCCAAACCGCUUACAACGCAAACCAGCAGCAGCAGCAACAGCUUCAAAAAAGGCUAUGGGCAGCUCAGUACAGACCAACAAAUGGAAACACCAUGCAAUCGAACCAAUACAGUAAACCAAACCUCUCCUUAAACCUGACUAGUAUUCAACAACCUCUCCAGGUUUCUUCCUCUCCAAGGUACAACAAUAAUGUAUCUCAACAGCAACAUCGUCUCAUGGCUGCUGCUGCAGCAAUGUCAAUGAGUCAUCACCAUAAUAACAAUCCUUCGCGGACAGUGAUGAACAGACAAGAACACCAUUUCCCACUUAUCUAUGAAGAUACAAGGACACCAUUGCAACUACUCUGCAACGAGCAGUCGUGAAGCUGCCUGUUUUGCUUUAUAGCUAGAUAAGUUGUAAGGAUUUUACAGAUGGUUGAGAAAAAAAAAACAGAGAUGUGUUUUUAUCUUCGCCGGAAUUUGAGAUGGUGAUGAAAAUCAGAUGAACAAGGAUUUGUGAUCAGUGAGAGAUGAUUGAAUCCCACUUGUUUGAGAAACCCCUUUUAAUGUCUUUUCUAUGUAUAAAUGAUCCACGAGUUC
Molecule: messenger RNA, 2031 nt
Organism: Arabidopsis arenosa
Lineage: Eukaryota; Viridiplantae; Streptophyta; Magnoliopsida; Brassicales; Brassicaceae
Source: the annotation of a GenBank genome assembly